UUAACCCUAAAAAAUACUAAUUGUCCAGGUCAAUCCAGCGUAGACUUUUGAGAAGUUGACCUUAGCCCUAAAAUUGACAAUAAAAAAGAUGACAGGUAUUUGGCGGUUCUUUUAUAAUACUUGGAGUGGACUGCAAGAGUAUUACAGGUAUAAAAUAAACCAUAAAUUUUACGUACAUUGGUAUCACUAACCAGGAUUAAGCCAAAAUUAGUUAAUUCCAUGGAGAAAUUAGAAGCUAAUUCCGAUCAAACUCCCAUUGAAGAAGACCCUGAUUUCAAGUUUUGGCCAUGUGAAGACACAAAUUUCAAAUGUGAAACUGCAAAAGCUGAGAAGAUUAUUAGAGAUAUGGAUCGAAAACAAGCUGAACUUCACAAAGAGACACAGAAAAUAAAGAUUGAAGAUUUAGGCAGUGUAUACACAAGAUUAUAUUCCGCAAUGUGUAAGGAUUGGUACACAAAGCAAGCUAUGGAUAGGGCACUGAAGUGUGAAGUGGAACCUCUAAAACAAGCUUUAGACAAGAUUUGUUUUAGAAACAAAUCACACUUAUUUGAAAAAGAAGGAGCAGAAGUUAAUUAUAGGAACAUAGAUUUCAAGAUACGACAUGGAAACAAGAGUAUGGCCGCAGAGAAUCGCCUUCUGAAGGAGAUCAACAAAAUUGGAAGCCAAGAAAGAGAAGUCACUAAUAGUAAUAAGCAGAUAUUUUCUUUAGGAUCAAAACAAGAAAUACAAGAGAAGAUCAAUCAUUAUGAAUUGAAAAUUGAGCAAUCAAGAAACGAGCGCUUGAAAAAUAGCUAUUGCAUUAAGAAUUUGAAGAAAAAACUUAAGGCCAUAGAAAUACAAAUUCUUGCUUUAGAAUCUCACAUGGAACAAGAAAAGCGACGAAGGGAACAAGUCCGUAAUCUCCAACGUUUACUUAUACAUCAACAUGAAGAGAAGGACCGCUGUUGUUUCCGACAUUUUGCAGCCUUGAACAAUGCUAUAGAAAUUGUCCAGAAGAAAGAUGUAACCGGUAGUCCGAUAUGAUAGAAAACAGAUAUGGAAUUAAUACUACAAAAAAAGAUUGUACCACCUAAUUUAUUCGUUCCGUCGUGUUUAGGAUUCUUUUAUACAGUUCCGGUGAGAUACGGGUCAAAAUUCUAGUUGAUAAACAACGAUAUAAAUUUUUCGCCAUCAAAAAGAGACUGUGUAUUGGUCCAAUGGACACUAUAACAACUUUUUUUUGUGUGUGUAAUAAAACUCAAAAUCGACCGACAAUGUUGUUGUAACCUGUGGCAUAUUGAAUAGUUUCACAUUGUAUAUUGACAUUUGCAAGGAGCGGAACUAGCUUUUGUGCAA
Messenger RNA from Mercurialis annua (annual mercury), 1335 nucleotides. RefSeq lists its product as uncharacterized. The record is from RefSeq and is a predicted model, not a curated record. Bases 220 to 1023 code for a protein of 267 amino acids. NCBI's taxonomy places the organism in Eukaryota, Viridiplantae, Streptophyta, Magnoliopsida, Malpighiales, Euphorbiaceae. The transcript has 5 exons.